Messenger RNA from Nycticebus coucang (slow loris), 2722 nucleotides. It is a transcript of the gene DDX28, whose product is annotated as DEAD-box helicase 28. Bases 25 to 1641 code for a protein of 538 amino acids. Gene Ontology annotation, biological process: mitochondrial large ribosomal subunit assembly. Gene Ontology annotation, molecular function: RNA helicase activity; ATP binding; nucleic acid binding. Gene Ontology annotation, cellular component: mitochondrion. The transcript has 2 exons. The record is from RefSeq and is a predicted model, not a curated record. Lineage: Eukaryota; Metazoa; Chordata; Mammalia; Primates; Lorisidae.
CGCUUCUACGGCACCCAAGCGAGUAUGGCGCUACCGCGGCCGCUGCGGUUGUUGUCGCUCGCGACUCGGUUGCUCUUGGGGCGCAGACGCAACUUGGCCAUUCAUGGUCCUGACGAACCCCUGCCGGUGGUGCGCAUUCCUCUGGCUCUACAGCGGCGGCAGGAACAGCGGGAGAGCAGGCGACGGAGCCGCCGGGCACCGGUGCUAGUGCGACCUGGACCGUUGCUGGUCUCGGCGCGGCAGCCAGAGUUUAACCAGCCCGCGCGCCUCACACUGGGCCGUUGGGAGUCAGCGCAGCUCGCCUCGCGUGGGUGGAGGAAUCGACGCGCGUGUGGGGACCACUUCUCCAUCGAGCGCGCGCAACUUGAGGCGCCUGCGCUGCAGAAACUCUCGUCAAAUGAGAACACUUUCGAGGACCUGGGUCUGGAGCCCCGUGUGCUGCGCGCACUCCAGGAGGCUGCGCCUGAAGUCGUUCGACCCACAAACGUGCAGUCUAAGACCAUUCCUCCACUACUUCGCGGCCGCCACAUCCUUUGCGCUGCGGAAACCGGCAGUGGCAAGACACUCAGCUACCUACUACCGCUGCUUCAACGGCUUGUGGGCCGACCAAGACUGGACUCCAGCCGUAUCUCCGCACCCCGGGGCCUGGUCCUUGUGCCUUCCCGAGAAUUAGCCGAACAGGUAUGGGCCGUGGCCAGGGUCUUGGGCAGCUCCUUAGGCCUGCAGGUGCGAGAGCUAGGGGGAGGCCAUGGCAUGCGUAGGAUCAGGCUGCAGCUGUCCAAACAGCCUACAGCAGAUGUGCUAGUAGCCACUCCGGGGGCUCUGUGGAAGGCCCUAAAAGGUCAGCUGAUCAGCCUGGAGCAGCUCUCCUUCUUGGUGUUAGAUGAGGCAGACACACUGCUGGAUGAAAGCUUCUUGGAACUGGUGGACUACAUCUUGGAGAAGAGCCAUAUAGCGGAAGGCCCAUCUGACUUGGAAGACCGUUACAAUCCCAAAGCCCAGUUAGUGCUGGUGGGAGCCACAUUUCCCGAAGGUGUAGGCCAGUUGCUGAGUAAGGUUACCAGCCCAGAUUCUCUCACGACCAUCACCAGCCCCAAGCUACACUGUAUCAUGCCUCAUGUCAGACAGACAUUUAUGAGGUUGAAGGGAGCAGAGAAGGUGACUGAGUUGGUGCAGAUUCUCAAACAUCAUGAAAAAGCAGAUAGGACUGGAUUCGCAGGAAGUGUCCUGGUGUUCUGCAAUAGCUCUAGCACUGUGAACUGGCUGGGAUAUAUUCUGGAUGACCAUAAAAUCCAACACUUAAGGCUACAGGGGCAAAUGCCAGCCUCAAUGAGAGUAGGUAUCUUCCAGUCCUUCCAGAAGGGCUCCCGAGACAUACUUCUCUGCACAGACAUAGCCUCUCGGGGCCUGGACAGCAUCCAUGUGGAACUGGUUGUCAAUUAUGAUUUCCCCUUCACCUUGCAAGAUUACAUCCACAGAGCUGGGAGAGUGGGCCGAGUGGGGAGUGAGGUUCCAGGCACUGUCAUCAGCUUUGUAACCCAUCCUUGGGAUGUGAGCCUGGUUCAGAAGAUUGAGCUGGCAGCUCGUCGAAGGAAAAGCCUUCCAGGACUAGAAUCCUCAGUGAGGGAGCCUUUGCCUUAGCAAAUCUGAUUUUUUUCUGGCUUUAAAGGGAUGCCAGGGCCUUUUUUUUUUUUUUGUCUCAACAAAAGGAACCUGUUCAUUGUCCGUGGUGAAGGUAUCUUGCUUUGUAAACCUUCUCUUCCUCAAUAAACUUUGUUUCAAAAAAAAUGAAGCCAGAACAGAGAUCUUUCCCAGUGCGCUAGGUAUCUUAAGUACUUCUCAGUUGGAGGCUCUGGGCUACCUGUCACCUCCGUGAGGGCCAAAAUGACCUAGUAUGUGACUUGGAAAGCACCUCUGCCUCCCUCUUGUCCUCCUAUCCAUGGGUACUACCAUGUCCUCUACCAAGGGUAUAGAGAAGCCCAGGUGGGCUGGCAUGGGGAGACAUACUGCCUGGUUGGUGGCUACCGGCUCUAUGGGGAUGCUCCCUUGUCCAUGCCAGCAAAGGCUGAUGCAGAGAAGCCAGCACCCAGAAUCCCCAGCCCAGCUCAUGAGACACGCCGGGCUCACAAGAGACGCCGGGCUAUGGAGGAGGCAGAGGAAGACCCAGGUUGCCCCAGACCCAAAAUUCGGCGGGUGCAGCUUGGUAGCCUGAAGGAGAAGGUUCAGAAGGUUCAGAAGGCCCAGAAGAAGGUUGCUGGCUGAGCCAGCAGAAAGGAGAGAGCUAAUGCAUCUUCUGCAGUGACCUCCACAUUCUAUAACCUCAGCCAUUCUGCCUAAGCAUCCCUCAGCCAGGAAUCCCUUGUCUCCCUGGACAAGGAGCCUCAGAAACUGAGGCUGCUUUGAACAUCUCUGGACCAAAGAUGAUCUGGAACAACUAAAAGUCCUCUAAUACAGUACUCUUGAGUUUCUCUUUGGUCAGAAGAAAGAAAAAUCUGCCCUCUGCCUGCCAAGGAGUCAGGUACAGAGAGAGGGUCCAGGGCAGCUUAGCUGGGACCCUAUGUACCAGAUGAGCUCCUGCUUUGAGUCACUGCCAGAAACCACCACAGACCAAGAGGGAUUAGGCUUCCUGAAAUGGGAAGAAGAAAUGUGGGGGCACCCACCUCAAGAGGAAGUCUCCAGCCUGGGGUCUCAGGAGGCAGAAGAAAGAUGGCCAGGGAGAUGU